Molecule: messenger RNA, 1377 nt
Organism: Kwoniella botswanensis
Lineage: Eukaryota; Fungi; Basidiomycota; Tremellomycetes; Tremellales; Cryptococcaceae
Exons: 8
Coding region: 1-1377 (458 amino acids)
Biological process (GO): amino acid transmembrane transport
Molecular function (GO): L-amino acid transmembrane transporter activity
Source: RefSeq, a predicted model, not a curated record
AUGUCGUUCUCUGAUAAGACCCCCGAUCUCAAUACCGACGUCGAGCAGGUGGCCGUAGACAUCAAUGACCAUGAAGACCAAAAUGAAGUAUUCAAAACCCAUGUCGACGGUGAAAACUACCGAACAGUGUCAUGGUACAGUAGUUUCGCUUUGAUGUUCAAAGUGCUCUUUUCUGUCGGUGUAUUAUCUAUUCCUGGAGUUUUCGCAUAUGUUGGUGCUCUGCCCGGAGCUCUUCUCGUUAUCGGUUGGGGUCUCUUCAAUACCUACCAAGCUUUCAUUCUUGGCGCUUUCCGACUUAGACACCCUGGUAUGCACGGUCUUCAAGAUAUGGCUUACAUCGUGGGUGGAGCUUGGUACCGUGAAUUGGUUGGUAUCCUAUAUGUCGUUGGGUAUACGCUCGUCACUGGAUCUGGAUUGAUAGGUACUGCUACCGCAUUCAACGCUUUGUCUGAGCAUGGCGCUUGUACAGUCUGGUUCUCUUUUGUCGCUUUGAUCAUCUCCACUGCCGUCGCCGCAUUCCCUAAAUUCGGUCAAAUCGGUAUCGUAGCUUGGAUUGGGGUUACCUUACUUUAUAUUGCUGUAUUGGUCCUUACCAUUGCCGUCGGAGUCCAAGAUCGUCCCUUCCUCGCGCCUGAAGGUGUAACGGAUUACGGCUACCAAGUAGUGGCAAGCGGUACAACGUUCAUCACUGGUAUGAGCGCCUCGUUGAUCAUCUUCGUCUCUUCAUCUGGUACUUCCGCUUUCAUUCCUAUUAUCGCCGAAAUGAAAAACCCCAAAGAGUACAAGAAGCCGAUCACAGCUGCGAUGGGUCUUCUCAAUGUGACAUAUCUUGUUGUCUCCUUGGUGGUAUACCGAUACUGUGGUAUUUACAUCGCCAGUCCCGCUCUGGGCAGUGCUGGUACGCUCAUCAAAAAAAUUACUUAUGGUAUCGGUCUUCCAGGUCUGCUCGUCAGCGCUAUCUUAUGUCAACAUCUUGCCGCCAAAUACUUCUUUGUCAGGAUCUUACGAGGUACCGAGCACCUUCAAACUAAGACUAGGACUCAUUGGAUCACAUGGCUAGGCAGUGUCAUCCUGAUCGGUAUCCUUUCAUUCGUCAUCGCGGAAGCCAUCCCCUUUUUCAGCACCCUUAUCGGUCUGGUCGGAGCUCUCGCUUAUGCCCCACUCGCCAUUGUGGUGCCAAUGACGCUCUGGCUUUAUGACUUUGGUCACUACCGAAAGGGCAACUUGUGGAAAAAAGCCUUGUGGGCUUUCCACGUCCUAUUCAUCUUCAUUGGUCUCUUUAUGACUGUUGGUGGAUCAUACACUAUGAUCCAAACCAUCAUCGAUGCGUAUGCCACAGGCAGUGUAGACAGAGCGUUCAGUUGUGCCGAUAAGUGA